UAGGGGUAAAAAGAAGAAGAAGAAGAAAUAUCUGUAACAGAAGUGUUAUAACUAGUUCCCUGGAAACAUUGAAGAACUGCAUAUUUAUUGCAUGAAAACGUGAUCACCUAGACAAGGCCUCAUCACUCUUGUUUUGCCAGGUAAGAACAAUGUGUCCUCCCUUCUGGUGAUCCAACAACAUAUUUGUGAGAGCUUAAAACACAGCACAGCUCAGUCUUGGCUAUCUUCACUGACAUGAAGACACUGAUGAUCUUCCUCCUUGGGGGGCUCUUAGUCCUUUGGGCAGAGCAGGGAAGAGCAACUUCAACUGAUCCACAGAUUGUGCGACCUGGAAGCUGUCCUCCUGACCCUGCUAGAUGCGAACGGCCUCUGCCAAAUGAGUGUGAAAGAGACAUUGACUGCCCCAUAUCAAAGAAAUGUUGUCAAUACAUUUGUGCUCUGCGUUGUGUGGAUCCUGUAAAAAGCGGAAAGUGAUUUCCUGAUGUGCCGAUGAGCAAACUACACUUUGAAGAACAAUCCACUCACCUCCUAUAGCUUGGUGCAGAGAUUCAGGCAUAUUUCUAAAUACAAUUGUUUAUGCAAAAGGU
Messenger RNA from Rhineura floridana, 587 nucleotides. Its product is annotated as veswaprin-c-like. The transcript is spliced from 4 exons. Gene Ontology annotation, molecular function: peptidase inhibitor activity. The record is from RefSeq and is a predicted model, not a curated record. Gene Ontology annotation, biological process: innate immune response; antibacterial humoral response. NCBI's taxonomy places the organism in Eukaryota, Metazoa, Chordata, Lepidosauria, Squamata, Rhineuridae. Bases 235 to 474 code for a protein of 79 amino acids. Gene Ontology annotation, cellular component: extracellular region.